This is a messenger RNA of Dermacentor albipictus, 778 nucleotides long. RefSeq lists its product as uncharacterized. NCBI's taxonomy places the organism in Eukaryota, Metazoa, Arthropoda, Arachnida, Ixodida, Ixodidae. The record is from RefSeq and is a predicted model, not a curated record.
CAGCAGCGCGACGUUUAAAAAUGGUGCAGUUUCUCUCGCCGUUUGUUGCAACCACGUAAUUUAUUGAGACUUGCACAGAUGACACAGUAUAGCUGCGAAGAGUCUUUCAAAUUUCAAGCUCCGAAACGGCGUAGCGUUACGGACGAGCGUUGGAGCGACGUACUGUACGAUAGCUAAGCGAUUGGACUUGAACUAGACGCCUAGACCAUUACACUUUACACUUUAGUUUGAACUACAAACUAUCUCGGCAAAAUGAAUCGGAAAGGUGUGAAAAGGCAAGGUGUUGACAGUUCCUUCGAGUCCGGAGGAAGCAGAAUCAAGCGAGCACGUGAGGACGAUCGCCAACAAGGAGCAAACAAGGAGGACGAUUUGUGCAACUCUGAUGUUGAAGAGGCUGCGCCGGUUCAGGACACCACGCCUAUUCAGGAGGCAUCUCAAGCAGGCAUGUUCAGCAAUGCUGAAAAGACCUUCGAGGAGCUUUUGAGCCAACUGCAACAGCAAACUACGACGGCGGAAACAUGCCUGACCAACGUUCAAGAGGCACUAGAAAGAGAUGUCGCAAAGCCAGAGGAAGAGUUCUUGCUUACUGCGAAGAGUUACCUCGAGAACAAGAGGAAGACAGUCUUCGAGCUGGUGCCUGAGAUAUACGGUGCCCUCCAGGGCAUCGCCGAAAUCGACAAAGAGAGCACAUCAAAGAAACAAUGACUGCAGCGUGGAAGGCACUCGGCUAAAGGAUUCGUAUGUAAUUGUUCAAUAAAGGAAAUAAAGCGACAAAAAA